UGCUGCACUCUCACACACGCACUGCGAGUGAGUGAGCGAGCCAGUCUUUCUUCUGAAACCAUGUGCGAGUCCGCCUCCCUACUAGCUGCAGCCGGAGACCAAGACGGCCACCACCACCAGGGGGGAACCAAGGCAGCCGAGAUGAACACGGGUGGCCUGCUGGACCCUUCCCCGGCAGCCCUCGGCCCGACCCCUCUUCCCGCGACGUCUCCGGCGCUCGUGUUCUACGAAGACGAUUACCGGUACUACUACGAUGACGACAGUUGCCUCCAGGAGGACCAGGAGGGCGACCACGACGCCUAUCAACUCCUAGAGGACGAGGACGAAGACGUCGCCGCCACCGGGUCGCUUGCUGACAGGCUACGUGAUCUCGUCCGUCAGAGGCUGGCCGAGGUUAACGCCUCCAGCGCGGUCGUCGCGGGGCUCGGCCUCGUCGGGAGCGCCGUCGGCGCCUACUUCCUCUGGCCCGCGGCCGCCGCCACCGCAGCCGCCACCAUGCCAGUGGGAAAAAAAUUAUAUGAGACCAAGUCUCAUAUAAAUCAGGUGAGACCCGCCUUGAUGAAUGACAGGUGGCAUUCACCCCUGAUUUCAGCGCCCGGGGCCGCCGGUUUCCUCAUCUGCCGUGUGGCGUUUGAAGCCAACUCUAAGCUCUACUUCAAGAUCCUCCGCACUGCCGGAGCGGCAGCGGCUGCCGCCGCUUUCGCCGUGUAGUUGCAUGGGAGGGCUGGCCACGUACCUACUGCUUAGUUUCGUCCCACGCGCCCCGUUCGUGUGCUGGCCGUUUGCGUUGCUUAUAUAUCGCCAAUAAUGGAGCAGUCAGUUUGUCUUGAUGAUUAAGCGUCCGUGUGUAGUGGUUAUAUCUUUGAAUCGAUUGAUACUCUGGUUUAUCGAGUAGUACUCCAUCUCUACGUUUUCAGUGUGUGUAAGGUUGGAGCUAUACUAUCUGCGAUAAGCUAAAUCUUUGGUUUA
Molecule: messenger RNA, 969 nt
Organism: Triticum aestivum (bread wheat)
Lineage: Eukaryota; Viridiplantae; Streptophyta; Magnoliopsida; Poales; Poaceae
Exons: 2
Coding region: 61-711 (216 amino acids)
Source: RefSeq, a predicted model, not a curated record